CAACUUUAUUUCAUGUGUUUUUGGAUGAAAAGAGGUUAGUGGUGAAAUUUGAUUAUUGUGAUUAACCCCGUCCCCAGAUCAGAUUGCUGUUUUUAUAUCCACAAACAACAGAGGAACUUUGAGCAGAGGGGUCUAGUCUCAGGUCUGCUGGGUCUGUCCAUCGACAUUAAUACCGUAUAUAGUUUAUACUGGGUCUGUCGUAGCCAGUUUGCAGACGACGUCUUUGAUGCGUGUAUUGUCGCGAGAUUCCGCGAAGUUUCCGGUGUUGUGUGUACUGUAUGUUCCUGGAGACAUGGCGGCCAGCUUCCGCGGCCGUCCUAUACGGAGUCUUCGGAUGCGAGGUCGGAAUGACAGCGGGGAGGAGAACGUACCGCUGGAUCUAAGCAGAGAACCAUCAGAAAACUUCCGUGAAAUUCUCCAAAAUGUGGCCAAACCUCAUGGAGUCAGUAACAUGCGAAAACUGGGCCACCUGAACAACUUCAUUAAGCUGCUUUGCAGCAUUGGACAUCGAGAGGAAAACUUUGGGUUUACGUAUGAAGAAAUUAUCAUUUGUCUGCGGCUAGCUCUACUAAAUGAGGCCAAGGAAGUGCGUGCUGCAGGUUUGCGUGCGCUCCGCUACCUUAUUAGAGACACCAUUGUGUUGCAGAAGGUCCUCAGACUGCAGGUGGAUUAUUUGAUAGCCAGAUGCAUUGACAUCCAGCAAAGUAAUGAGGGGGAGAGAACUCAGGCUUUGCGACUGGUUCGAAAGAUAAUAACCGUCAAUGCAACGCUGUUCCCCACCUCUGUUGCAAAUUCUCUCAUUGCUGUGGGGACGGAUGGACAGCAGGAGAGGGACCGCAUGGUUCGAGCGGCAAUCGCCAUCGUAUGUGAACUAGCCCUGAAGAACCCAGAAGUGGUGGCCAAACGAGGAGGUCUCAGCACAAUUUUAAAGAGCGUGCUUGACUGUCAGCUCAGUCGCAUCAACGAAGCACUGAUCACCACCGUCCUCCAUCUACUCAACCACCCACGUACUCGCCAGUACGUGCGUGUGGACGUCGAGCUCGAGCAAAUCCUUGCACCUUUCACUGAUUUUCACUAUCGUCACAAUGCAGACACAGCUGAAGGGCAGCUAAAAGAAGACAGAGAAUCCCGUUUCUUGUCGAGCAGAAUGGCAAUUGUCGCUGCCUUUCGUUCCUGGUCUGGGAUUAUCAACCUGUGCAAAGCUGAAAACUCUGGAAUCCAGUCAUUAAUCGGGUUACUUUGCAUACCAAACAUGGAAGUUAGGAAAGGCUUGUUGGAAGUGUUAUAUGAGAUAUUCAGGCUCCCUGUUCCCAUUAUUACGCAAGACUUCACAGAGGCUCUUCAGAGUGUUGAUCCCUCCAGGUUUCAGGACACCUGGAGACUGGCUGAUGGGUUUAUCGCUGCUGAAGCUAAAGUCAUCCUGCCCCAUCGGGCCCGCUCUAGGCCCGACCUGAUGGACAACUACCUGGCAUUUGUUCUUUCUGCCUUCAUCACCAGUGGGCUGUUAGAAGGUCUUGUGGAGGUUGUGACCAGCAGCGACGACCAGCUUGCUGUCAGAGCCACCAUACUCCUGGGAGAGCUUUUACACAUGGCAAACACAAUUCUUCCUCAUUCCCAUAGCCACCACCUGCACUGUCUUCCUACCCUCAUCAACAUGGCCGCCUCGUUCGACAUCCCCCAAGAGAAAAGACUCCGUGCGAGUGCUGCGGUGAACAAUCUGAAGCGUUUCCACGAGAAGAAGAAGAGAGGUUCGAAGCCACACAGCCUCUACUUAGACCACAUCAUCCGCAAAUCUGUGUCAUCACCCAACCGCAGAGACUCACACUCGCGCAGCCAAAGGGACAUCUACGUCAUAAAGGACACAGAAGAAACACUGAUGAUGAACCUGAGAGAUAGUCAGAUUCUCAACCACAAGCAGAACUUGGAGUGGAACUGGCUGCUCAUCGCCACCAUCCUUAAGUGGCCAAAUGUAAACCUCAGGAACAACAAAGAUGAGCAGAUGCACAGGUUUGUUCGGAGGCUGCUGUACUUUUAUAAGCCCAGUAGUAAACUGUACGCAGGACUGGCUCUGGAUCAUGCCAAAGCCAGGCAGCUCACCGUGGUGGGGUGCCAGUUCAUGGAGUUCCUCAUGGACUCGGAUGAGGACGGUCAGGGCUAUCUGGAGGACCUAGUGAGAGACAUGGUUUCCUGGCUGGCCUCGUCUUCAGGUCUGAAGCCUGAGCGCUGUCUGCAGAGCAACGGCCUGCUCACCACACUCAGCCAGCACUACUUCCUCUUCCUGGGGACACUUUCUGCACACCCACAGGGAGCCAAACUGCUCGAGAAAUGUGGCCUGUUCCAAUGCCUGCUGAACUUGUGCUCAGUAAAAAACCAGGACGCUGUUCUGAAACUUGCCGUUUCCACACUGGACUACAGCAGGGAUGGCUUGGCCAGGGUGAUUCUGUCUAAGGUCCUCACUGCUGCCACUGAUACAUGCAGGCUGAACGCUACCAAGCACCUCCGUGUGCUGUUGCGGGCCAGCGUGGAGUUCUUCAGCAGCUGGGGCAUGGAGCUCCUGGUCACACAGCUUCAUGACCACAGCAAGGCUGUGUCCAUGGAGGCCCUGGACAUACUGGAUGAGGCCUGUGAAGACAAGGCCAACCUUCAUGCUCUGAUCCAACUGAAACCAGCUGUUUCCCACCUGGGGGACAAAGGUCUCUUGCUGCUCCUCAGGUUCCUGUCCAUUCCUAAAGGUUUCUCCUACCUCAACGAGAGGGGCUACGUCAGCAAACAGCUGGAUAAAUGGCACAAGGAAUACAACCUUAAAUAUGUGGAUCUGAUAGAAGAGCAGCUAAACGAAGCGCUAACGACAUACCGUAAACCCAUCGAUGGAGACAACUAUGUCAGACGCAGCAACCAAAGGUUACAACGACCAAACGUCUAUCUCCCUGUGCACUUGUACGGUCAGCUGGUCCACGAUAAGACGGGCUGUCAUCUGUUGGAGGCUCAGAAUGUAGUCCCAGACCUCAGUUACACGAUUCGCUCCCCGAUGCUGGACACCUGGGAGGGUAUUAAACAGCUGAAGGCUGCUCUCUGGGCUCUGGGCAACAUUGGUUCUUCAAACUGGGGUCUGAAUCUCCUGCAGGAGGAGAAUGUCAUUCCUGACAUCCUCACUUUGGCUCAGCACUGCGAGGUGCUGUCCGUGCGCGGAACCUGUAUUUAUGUUCUCGGAGUGAUUUCCAAGACUAAGCAGGGCUGUGAGGUUCUAAAGCAGUACGGCUGGGACGCAGUCCGACACAGUCGCCGGACGCUGUGGCCUGUCACGCCCGACGAGGUAGACACACAGCUGACCUCUGAGCUCUCUUCGGUACCAAGCACGCUCAGUCUGAACUCGGAAUCCACCAGCUCUCGCCACAACAGUGAGAGUGAGUCCCAACCAAACAUGUACAUCCUGGAGGAUGAUAAGUGUGAUGUUCUGGACUCGUCAGACGACCCUUGUUUCUACUCUAAAGCAGUCAAAGACCGCAGCCCCUUCACGAUCCUGACUUCAACACGCAUCGUUCGCUCUCGCUUCCUUAACUCCCUGCCCUUUCCCAGCAAGAAACUCCGCUCUACUAGUGAUCCUAAGACUUUAUCAGGUUCUCGCAUGCCUACUGAGCUCAAGACGGAUAGCUUGAGACGAAAUAGGACUGUGACGGAGCCUUCUGUCUUCAGCCCAAACCAGGGGGACGUCUUCACCUCGGUGUUUAAUGGAAGAGGAUUGCCAAAGAGUCCAACUGUUAGCCUAGAGACAUCCUUUGUUGGGACAAGGGGGGGCUCAGAGGAACACCUUGUGGAUGGCAGGCUGAUGAGGAGUGGAGGCUCGGGUCUAGGACUCAGCAGCUUGAGCGGGCCUGGGGUGGUGGAGCCCCACAGCCGGGAGCGUCUAGCAGGAGACGGUGGUUCUUCUUCUAGUGGAGGCAAUGUGGGAGGGGGUGGUGGGGGCACUCAGUUUAAAAGCCGCAGUCAGAGCUUUAAUACGGACACCACGACCAGCGGCAUCAGCUCAAUGAGUUCCAGCCCUUCCCGGGAGACUGUUGGGAACCCGGAGCAGCCCGAACCGGACUCUUCCGACUGUGUGAGCCUCAACACCGUCGUGUCUGCCAAAACUGUCAAAACCCUCUCUUCCCUGAGCCCCCAAGCUCAAACUAACCACAUGUCCACCUCUAAGUCCUCCAACGUCUCUCUGGUACCACCUGGGUCCUCGCACACUCUGCCCCGCCGGGCCCAGUCUCUCAAGUCCCCCUCAGUGACCACCAUCAAAAGCCUGGCUGACUGCACCUUCAUCUACACGAGCCCGAGAGAUGCUCUGGGUUACGCCACGCUGAAGAGGUUGCAGCAGCAGAGGAUACACCCGUCUCUGUCCCACAGCGAAGCGCUGGCUUCACCUGCCAAAGAUGUGCUGUUCACAGACACAAUCACCAUGAAGACCGGUAGCCUGGACUCCAGAUUAACCCCUCGCAGGUUUCUGAAAGCUCUCAGCUUUGCCUCGCUGGAUAAAGAGGAACUCCUCAGCCCCAUCAACCAGAGCACUCUGCAGCGCUGCUCGUCAGUGCGCUCCGUGGUCCCCAGCGCCACCUUUGGCUGUAACGACGACUACAUUGGCCUGGCGCUGCCGAUGAACAUCAACGAUAUGUUUCACAUCCGAGAAUCUACCUACUUCCAGCAGAGGAUCAGCCCACCAUCAGAGGAACGGAAACGCUUCCUGUUUGGUGAUGGAGAUGGGGAUCGACCCACUGUCCCAUUACUGAAGCAACAGUUUAGCAUCUCUGAGCUGAUCGUGUGCCGAGGUGACACUCCUAACCACAUGGUGGGCUCGGAGGAGACGGGCCUGCAGGAUCACACUGAGGAAAACUGCCUCUACUGUGUGGGAGCCAUUGUCCUCGGAUACCCCACAAAGCCACAGAUCAACAGCACACACCCUCGAGAUUAUGUGGAUUUUCCUUCAUGGGGAGGCCAGAGCGGGCAUCGGUUGGAGGUGAUGCCUCAGUCCAAGUUCUCUGGGGUGUCGGGCUGCAGCGACGCUGCCGUCUCACAAGGGUCCAUCUCCAGCACGCCCACACCUGGAGACAUCGUCAUUGGUGGAAAGGCAAUAUCUGAGGAUGGCCCCGCCUCUCGAGUCUUGCUGAGGAAGGAGAUUCUCCGACUCAUCAUCAAUCUCAGCUCUUCUGUAGGAACCAAAGGCCACGAAACAGGACUACUGACGAUAAAAGAGAAGUUUCCAUAUGCGUUUGAUGACAUCUGCCUGUAUUCUGAGGUUGCUCACCUCUUGGCCCACUGUAUGUUUCGUCUGACCUCACGGCGCUUCAUACAAGAGCUCUUCCAGGAUGUGCAAUUUAUGCCGAUGUAUGAAGAAGCAGAGGCAAUACUAACAAAGCUACCAAAACCUGUCGUUGAGGACGUUGACCCCCCAGCAGACUGCUGAUCAUCCCCAUCUGCCCCCCACACCCGCCCACCCUGUGUUCUGUGCACAGCUGCAGCUCCUUGCAAACCAACAGGAAGAACACAAACUGAGGAUCUAAGGAAGAGGACACACGUCGGACACGUUCCUGUUGCGUAAAGCAGAAUUGGAGGAACAGGAGAUCGGUCAAUGUUCUUCUAGCUAAUCUGAACCGGAAACAAAAGACGUCCGCAUCUGCAAACAAAUACAGAUGAUGCUGCUUCAGACUUUUUAAAACAUACAAAAAGAGGAAAAUCAGUUUAGCCAAAUGCUGUUUUCACAUGAGGUUAGCAAUCCGACGCAUCACUAGAGGACGAGCCCAGUCACUGAGACAGUUGCUCACGUUAUUUUUAAAGAAAGUUGUAUCAUGUUAUUUUACAGAUUAGGUGUAAUGAAAUGAAUGAGGCAUGUGAGGUCUGACCAGUGAUUCCUCAAACUUUACUCUUUUCUUCAACACAACACUACAGAGGGGUCCUGCUGUUUGAACUCCUAACUGGAGCUUUUGUGGCUCCACCCCCACCUGGACUCUGAUCUAUUUUAACUAGAUAAUGUUGCUUUUUGCUUCUCUCCACUCACAACCUCCUACAACCUUUAGCCUCUCAUCAACUGAGGCAGCUCUUCAUCUGACUCUUUCUUGUAUCACAGACAAUCAAACAUGACUAUUAUUGUAUUUUCUAAAGCAUUAUAUUCUACCACCUUUACGCACUAGAUAAGGAGAAAAGCAUGUAAUUUAAUGCUAGUUUAUUCCAUCUUUUACUUGCUUUGACCUUUAAAUGUUUUCCCUCAGCCACUGCAUUUCUAACACGCUUCAUGAAGGAGGUCUUUUGAAACAUGUGUAAGUUAUUUGUUAGAAUGGUUGAUUUACAUUUCAAGCUCCAAACUGCAACACCGACGUUUUGAAAAACCUUCCGAAUCCUGGCAUCUUACCGUCACAGCACCUUUCUGACCUCCGUGCUUCACCUUUACCGCAUGUUCACAAGCAUGGCAAAGUUGUGACACCACCUUAACUUGUUUCCAGCUUAUAAAACCGUUUUUAAAAAAUAGGUUUCCAUCACAUGCUGCCGUACAUUGCAGGAAUACAAUUACCCCAGGAUCUGUUUCCACAAUGCAAUAUCACCAUCUGUCAGUAGGUGAGGAGGAGGGGUGCAGUAAAGUGUGAUGACUAAAAGAAUUGAAAAAAGGUUUCCAUGGAAACAGAGUUCUGUUUCCAUUGGCUUGUUUUUUGCUCUAAUGCUGCUACACAAAUGGACUCAUAGAGAGAAAGAUGAUUCAUAGAUCCGCUGAGUGAUGUCAGAUCUGAUCUAUUUAUUAUAUGUCUGUACCAUAGUGAGCUCAACCAGAGAAGAAGAAAAAGUUAUUUAUAUUUUUUCCUCAAGACUGUAUUAUAAUUUAAUUUUUCUUUUUUGUUUUGCCUGAAUUGUGAUUUCCCUUGUAUAAUGUGUACAGUAUGUUCUGGGGGCAUUGAUGACCUGAAGAAACAUACGAUCCUAUCAAAGGGAUGCAUUGUUAAUAAAAAAAUUAAACACCA
This is a messenger RNA of Nothobranchius furzeri (turquoise killifish), 6986 nucleotides long. RefSeq names its product rapamycin-insensitive companion of mTOR. The record is from RefSeq and is a predicted model, not a curated record. Gene Ontology annotation, biological process: TORC2 signaling; positive regulation of phosphatidylinositol 3-kinase/protein kinase B signal transduction. Gene Ontology annotation, cellular component: TORC2 complex. Gene Ontology annotation, molecular function: protein serine/threonine kinase activator activity. NCBI's taxonomy places the organism in Eukaryota, Metazoa, Chordata, Actinopteri, Cyprinodontiformes, Nothobranchiidae.